CGUGAAUAAAAGCCUUAUUCCAACUUCCUUAUUUCGACCCAGGACAGGAUCUACAUGUACCUGAAAACAGCUUCAUUAUUGCCAAGACAGCUCCUUCAAGAAGAAACACAAGAUGUUACACAACAUAUUUUUGCUUUUUGUGGGUCUGCUGUCAUUGGAACAUGUGUCCUUUGCACAGGUUCCUUCUUCACAAAUAGUAAAUAUCAAAGAAACAAGAGAGUAUGCUGAGAGGAAGCAGAACUUUACCAGGACAAAUUUUGAGCACUUGGAGAAAGUGAGGAACAGAUCCAUUUGUGUUGCAAGGAGCUGUAAAGACCUCAGGGACAGAUAUGAUGAACGAGAAGAUGGAGUAUACUACCUGACAACAGGCAAUGGCAUGCUGUACCAGACUUACUGUGACAUGACCACAGCUGGAGGCGGAUGGACGCUGGUGGCGAGCGUCCAUGAAAACAGCAUUUAUGGAAGGUGCACUGUGGGUGAUCGCUGGUCCAGCCAGCAGGGCAACAAUGCUGACCUGCCGGAUGGAGACGGGAACUGGUCCAACAGAAACACCUUUGGAACAGUAGAGAGCGCCACUUCUGAUGACUUUAAGAAUCCAGGUUACUACGAUAUAACAGCUGAGGACAUGUCUGUGUGGCACAUUCCCAACAACUUCCCGCUGGAAUUCUGGAACAUGGAAGCUGCAGCCGUCCUCCGCUACCACACUGAAAACCGCUUCCUCAGCCUGUAUGGAGGAAAUCUCUUUCAGCUCUUCAAGCAAUAUCCAGUGAGAUACAAUGUUGGGUCAUACGGUGACAGAGGGCCAGCUAUUCCCAUCGUAUACGACCGCGGGGAUAAGCAGUCCACCAGAAUGUUGUAUGGACCCAAUCCAAGAAAUGAGUUUGAACCAGGCUUCAUCACAUUCAGAGCAAUAAACAAUGAACGUGCCGCCAUGGCUAUCUGCUCUGGUGUCAAGCCGACUGUUGGUUACAACACUGAACAUUACUGUAUAGGAGGAGGAGGAUAUUUCCACCCUGACCAGUGUGGGGACUUCCCAUCAUUUGACUACGACAGACUGGGCAGGGAGCAAGGCUGGAGCGCCUCCAGAGAGAUGACCGAUGCUGCUGUCUUACUGUUUUACCGCUGAGAGGAUUUGUGUACAUGUAGCCUUUGACUAAAGUCUGUUCAGCAGUCCCAGAUGUAACCAGAUCAGGCAAAGUCAAUUCAAUUUCAAUUCAAUUUUAUUUAUAUAGCGCCAAAUCACAACAAA
Molecule: messenger RNA, 1249 nt
Organism: Neolamprologus brichardi
Lineage: Eukaryota; Metazoa; Chordata; Actinopteri; Cichliformes; Cichlidae
Product: intelectin-like
Molecular function (GO): oligosaccharide binding
Source: RefSeq, a predicted model, not a curated record